GGAAAGGUGCUUGCCUAAGGAGAGCUCAGGAGGUCCAGUGCACAGAUGAAUUCAAAUCCUUCCAAUGCCAUGGCUUUGACUUCUACCACUUCGAACAAAAAAGAGACAGUGUGCAUAUUUGGAACAGGAGAUUUUGGAAGAGCUCUGGCAUAUAAAAUGAUUCAGUCCGGCUACUCCGUUGUGUUUGGAAGCCGACAGGUGCAGAUAUCCAGCCUGAUUCCCAAGGGUGCUGAGGUGCUGAGCCACACAGAGGCUGCACAGAAAGCUUCCAUCAUCUUUAUAGCAAUCCCGAGGCAACAUUACAACUUCCUUCUACCAUUAGCAGAAGUUCUCAACGGAAAAGUGCUGGUGGAUGUAAGCAACAACUUAAAAUUAAACCAGUAUUCCCAAUCCAACGCAGAAUACCUUGCUCAGCUGAUCCCAGGUGCUAAGGUUGUGAAAGCCUUCAACACCGUGUCAGCCUGGGCCUUGCAAUCCGGCACGCUGGACGCAAGCCGACAGGUGUUUGUCUGUGGAGAUGACAAGAAAGCCAAACAAAUGGUGAUGGAUAUUGUCCGUGCACUGGGUCUCACACCAUUAGAUCAGGGAUCUCUCUUGGCUGCUCAGGAAAUAGAGAAUUACCCUCUGCAGCUCUUUCCAAUGUGGAAAUUCCCCAUCUUCUUGUCUCUUGGCCUAAUUGCAUUCUUCUUCUUCUACUGUUUGAUUCGUGAUGUAAUUUAUCCUUAUGUUAAUGAAAAGAAAGAUUUUUCUUUCUUUAUUGCAAUUUCCAUUGCAAAUCGGAUCUGCCCGAUACUGGCACUCAUCCUUCUUGCCUUGGUCUAUCUUCCGGGGGUACUUGCUGCAAUUAUUCAGUUAUACAGAGGUACCAAAUACAGUCGUUUCCCAGACUGGCUGGACAAAUGGAUGCUGUGUAGAAAACAGCUUGGACUAGUAGCCUUGGCAUUUGCUUUUCUACAUGUUUUGUACACUCUUGUUAUCCCAAUUCGCUACUAUGUAAGAUGGAGAACAAAUAGCGGAGUCAUUUCCCAAGCACUGAACAACAGAACAGAUCAAUUUAAUAACAGUAAUGCCUGGCUUAGUGACUCUUACUUGGCUUUGGGGAUUUUAGGAUUUUUUUUAUUUGUGCUGCUGGGAAUAACUUCCUUGCCUUCAGUCAGCAACAGCGUCAACUGGCGAGAAUUUCGAUUUGUGCAGUCCAAGCUGGGAUAUCUGACCCUGAUUUUGUGUACUGCACACACCCUGGUUUAUGGUGGGAAGAGGUUCCUGUAUGCUUCAUCGUACAGAUGGUACCUUCCAAAUGCCUACAUGCUCUCUCUCAUAGUUCCAUGCAUUGUACUAGUGGUGAAAUUUGUGCUUGUACUUCCCUGUCUUGAUAAACCACUCACACGAAUCCGGCAGGGCUGGGAGAGAAAUCCUCGAUACUCUGAACAGUCACACUAUAUUAUCAACAAGUCUGCUGUAUAAUU
Tinamus guttatus (white-throated tinamou) is the source of this 1466-nucleotide messenger RNA. RefSeq names its product STEAP4 metalloreductase (gene STEAP4). NCBI's taxonomy places the organism in Eukaryota, Metazoa, Chordata, Aves, Tinamiformes, Tinamidae. Gene Ontology annotation, biological process: copper ion import. Gene Ontology annotation, cellular component: endosome; plasma membrane. The record is from RefSeq and is a predicted model, not a curated record. Gene Ontology annotation, molecular function: ferric-chelate reductase (NADPH) activity; cupric reductase (NADH) activity.